This is a messenger RNA of Scatophagus argus, 3352 nucleotides long. RefSeq names its product NLR family, CARD domain containing 3-like 1 (gene nlrc3l1). The coding region runs from base 374 to 2701 and encodes 775 amino acids. The record is from RefSeq and is a predicted model, not a curated record. NCBI's taxonomy places the organism in Eukaryota, Metazoa, Chordata, Actinopteri, Scatophagidae. The transcript is spliced from 7 exons.
UGCCGGUGAGGCAGUCUGUCACAAAUAUAUCUACUCGAGAUGUCAAGGCUCGAAGGGUGAAGUUGAAUUAGCAAUAUAUGUCAAAAUUAGGCCAUGUAACAGCUAAAGUUAGCACGGUCCGUCAGUCACACUGCAUGAACUGCGUGUUUUACAGUUUUAGUUCAUUACAGUUCUACAGUUUUUGACAUUGUAAAGUGUGACGGUGUGCAGGUUUCAGCUCCAGAGCGAGUUCGGGGUUACUCAUUACAGCAUUUCCAGGGCUUGUUCUUCUGCCAGUACGGACAAUCUACUUUCCUGAAACUGCCUCUGGGAAGCAGAAAGUGAUCAUUCUGUGAGCUUGUCAUGUUCAUCAGUGGCUGACCCCCUCUACAGUAUGAUGGAUGACAUUGAAACGGAGGCGAUAGCCAUGGCGUCAGGCAGCUCUUCAGUUGGGGAGGCCGUGUCUGGUAGAGGGCAGAGUGCAUCAAAUGAAGAUGAUGACAUCUACUACAUCCCUGAAAGAAGACCUUCUCUGGACCUGGGGCCAAGUCCAAUGGACAUUAGCCACUGGCACUUUGUGGAACAUGCCUCAUCUCCAGCUCUGAGCUACUGGUCAAUGACAAGUGAGGAGAACUUGGAGGAGGACAUGAAGGACGAAGAUGGAUCCUGCACUAGGGUCCAGCUGAACAGAGCAGAUUCUUUUUCCAGCUGCUACUCCUUGGACAGCGAUGACUGUGAAAAGAGAAUCCCUAAGGCAAAAAGCAAUGAUGAGGUCGUCUCAGAGCUUUCUGACACACCUGAGUUAAUCAAAGAUUCAGCUGAGAUUAAGCAUCCCUCUCUGACAGUGGCAUUCACUUUUAAGGCUAUUUCUAAAACCCUUGGGAAGUUGUCCAAGCAGGACAUUAAGACAUUCAAGAUGAUGCUGUGGAAGCGCUACCCACAGUCGUUCAACACUCCUCCCCAAGGCAUGGACAUGGUGGAUCUUGUGGACCGGCUGCUUGAGUGUUACGACCUGGAGGUAUCUUUGCAGAUCACCAAAACCCUCCUUGAGGAAAUUGGGCAAAAGCAGAUGGUCAAUUAUCUCCAGACUUUGUGCCUCAGAAAUGAAGUACGUCACGAUUUAUGUGAGAUUCUGAAGAGGACAUACGGCGACGCAUGUGAUGAUUCAGCCAUGCAAGGAGAGAAGAGGCCCGUUGAUGAUGUCUUCACUGAGCUCUACAUAACUUCAACGUGUGAUAAUGGCCCAAAUAUUGAACAUGAGGUCAUGACAAUAGAAAAGCUGGACAGCAACCGGGAAGCAGGGGAACUGCUCUCUACUACGGAUAUUUUCAGUGUGGAAAAGCUGGAGUGCUCAAACAUAAAGCUUUUGCUGAUCAUUGGAGUCGCAGGCUCAGGGAAGUCUAUGGCGGUCAGAAAAUUAGUCCUCGACUGGAUUGAAGAGCGGUCCCAUCAGCACGUGUCUUUCUUGUUUCCGUUGACGUUCAGAGAACUCAAACAGUUUGAGGGUUCUAAGAUCUCCCUGUUGAACAUCAUACAGACACUCUACCCAGCAACAAAAAAACUGAGGGAUGAGGAUUACCAAAGCCAAGACUGCAAAAUAAUGUUUAUCUUUGACGGCCUUGAUGAGUACAGUGGGAAGCUUGACUUUCAUAACACUGAGCUUCUUAGUGACCACACUGAUACUGGCACCCUGAACACCAUCGUGGUCAAUCUCCUCAGAGGAAGGCUGCUCUACCGCGGCCUAUUCGUGGUCACUUCUCGUCCGCAAGUAAAGCGUUACGUUCCUUGGGAUACGCCGUACAAAGAGAUAGAUGUGUGUGGUUUCCGUGACCCUGAAAAGGAUGAGUACUUCAAGAAGAGAUUUCGGGACUCAGAUCUAGCAGCUCGAGUUAUUGCGCAUAUCAACUCUUUCAAAACCCUCCGCAUCAUGUGCCACCUACCCUUGUUUUGCUCACUGGUGGCUAAUGAGUACGAGCGCAUUUUUAAAGAGCAUGGGACGCGGGCAAAGCUGCCCAGGAGCAUCACCUACCUGUACACUAAGCUGCUGCUUGCACUCUUGUGUCGGCUUCGCAAAUUCAGAGCUCCAGAUCGUAGCAUAGAUAAAGAGAGAGACUUCCUCAUGAAACUCGGAAAGCUGGCUUUCAACAUGCUUGAACAAGGCCAGUUCAAGAUUACCAGGUACGACUGGAAAGAGGUUGGAAUCAACGACGUAGAGGCAGUGAUUAACAGUGGCCUGUGCACACAGUACAUCACAAAGCCAUUUGUCUUGCAUCAAGAGAAAGUUCUCAGCUUUAUCCACCCCACCAUGCAGGAGUACCUGGCUGCCCUUUAUGCAUUUCUCUCCUUUAGCAAUCAGGGGAAGAACAUUUUUGACCACCAAAGGAAACACAGGUUAAUCGGGAUGUUGAAGGGGCACAAGGUGAUGGAGCUGUACAGGAGCGCUGUGGAAAGAAGCCUGCUGUGUGACGACGGCAAACUGGACAUUUUCCUGCGUUUCCUAUUUGGAAUGGCAGUUAAGACCAAUCUAGAACUUCUCCAACCAUUCUGCAACUCUUCUGCAAAGUGGCCAACAUUCACUGAAGAUGCUGCUGCACUCAUCAGGAGGAAGAUCACAGAAAAUCAGUAUCCUGGCAGAAAUGGCAACUUGCAACGUUGCCUGGAAGAGCUGGGUGUGUGCGAUGCAGAGGCGGCCCCCAGUUCAUCAGACUCUUUUCAACGCUGAGCAAAAUCUUUUUGACACUAAACAACCAUCAAGGAUUCCAUUGAGGAGGAGGAGGAGGAGGACUUGUUUAAGACAUGUGUCUGCCCUGAUGAACAAACAUGUUUUCUGUUUGUAGAACGUAUGCACCAAUGAAAACUUAGAGCCAAACAUAAUCUACUCUGAAAUUACACUGAAACCAAAGAAUACAGAUGUGGAAAUAGAGUCUUUUAGGGGAAUGGGGAUUGUGUGUUUCAGUGUGUGUUAAUAUGGAUUUAUUUUUCUGUUUUUAUACAAUUAAUAUGCAAUCAAAGAUUUUUGAUAGACUAUUAAUUGUUGAUUGUAUUGCUAGUUCAUCUUCCAUUUGUGCUUCUUAUGUCUUAGUCUUAAAAUCCCUUCAAAGAAUGUCUGAGCUAUAUUAAUAAGACAGUAAUUCAUAAGCACUAUUGAUCUGAUCUAAAAAAAAAAAAAAACUAUUUUUUUUUCUAACUAUUUUGCACUUUUAAGUUUUAUCUAUUAUUAUUGCUUGUUGGCUGUUUACAUUCAUGUUUUGGUGUGCAGUGCAUUAAUCAGACUGAAGAGCUGCAGUUCUGUUAAUAUUUAUCCUGCAAAGUAUUUGGUGAAAAGUCACCUGUUUGAAAUAAAUGAAACAAUUCAACUCUAAGGAAAUCACAA